AUGGCGGAGUACGGUCUGUAUGGAGCAAUGGUACGACACUCUCUGCCUCUUCCAGAAACCAUCCUCAAGGCCUGCGCACAGCCGGACGAGGAGUCAAGUCCCUCUUGGCUGCUGGGUAAGUAUGAACUUACAGCAAUACUGAUCCAGAAUGCGCUUUGAAUGACUUGUAGCACCGAUUUUUCAUAGACGCCUUUCAACUGUUCCACAAUAAUUUCUACUUACCAGGUUGGCAGAACAAAGUGGUGCAUUGAGGGUGACGGCGGCAUACAUAAAUACAUUUACUGGGUAAACCAGCAGAGAUAUCAAAAAGGGCAAAGUUUUGACCACAUCCGGCCUGCCUUGCUCACGUUCAUGAUUACAAGUACAUGUUCGGCGCAAGUGUCGGUAAGGUAAAAGAAAACAUUCAAAAGGUCUUAUGGAAUGUCAGUGAGGAUGAGAGCAAUGGCGACGAGGAAGAGGACUAAAUAAACCUUCAAAACUUCAAAGGUUAUCGUUUGGUUUUAGUCUUCGCCAGUUCUUUUAUUUGUACGGAUGGAACUUAGGACUUGUUCAGGGGGCAAAACAGAGGCCAGAGUUAGGAUGAGAGUUAGAAUUUCGGUUUAAGCCAGGACUACAACUGGGGUUAGGGUCGGGCUUAAUAUUAAGAAAUUAAUUAGAGUUGGUGUUAGGGUUACGGGUAGGUUCAGCGGCAGAAUUAAGAUAGGGUAUGGUUUGGGUGAUUAGUUUUAGAGCUGACGCUUUGAUAUUGAUUAUGAUUAGGUUAUCCAUGGCACUAAUCAUAGCCUUGACUGUAACACCAGUUACUCAGCCCUUAUUGUAACCCCAUAGCCAAACCCACUACGAAUUCAACCUUAAUAUUGACACUUGCCCUAACCAUAAAUUUGAGUUCGACUCUAACCUCAUUCGUUAUUCUAACCGGAAAUUAGCCCUAAAGCGUCCAACCCACAGCAAUCGAGAAAGUAAUAGGUGCUUCGGCAGAUUUUGAAUAAGUCAUUCUGACCAACCUGUAAAAACUCAGCCACUUGGGUGGAUUCGAGCCUACGACAUCAAGGGGAAGGCUUGAGUACAGACAACGCUCUUGACACUCGUGCUACUAGGCCCCACCGGCAGCCGUGAGUUUAAUCACGUUGCAGUAGGCUGAACGGGUGAUCUGGCCAAAGCGGGAUUAAACGCAUGGCUCCCAGUGGGAUCUUGAGACCCAGGUGGCUGGAGUGUUGGCUGUACUCAAGCCUUCCCCUUGCUGUCGCGAUUUCAAGUCCUACCUGGGUCGUAGUUUUUCGCUGGUUAAAAAUGUAUAAAUUACAGCUACUUUAGUGAAACAAGUAGCGAAUCACAGAGCAAUUAUGGGGAUGCUUCUAAGACUGCAUCUUCCUGAAGCAAAAAGUUGAACCGUCAUUAAAAUCGUGCGGCCUUAUUAACGGAAAAGAAUAAAAGCCCAAAAGAACCUUUUUACAAAAGCCGAAAGCACGCGUUCGGAUGGCUACCUGGGCAAAAUUAUUAGCUGAGAAAGAUGUGCAAGAUAAGAAAGAGGAGCCGACUGCCUGCGGCUCAGUGCCCUCCAUCGUGACCAUUACUCCUGCUAUCCAAGAAGCCGCUAUAUCAGUUUGGGCAAAGUUAGUGCUUAUACCUUAACAUAUUAUUAAUAGCGACCUAAGUCACAUCUAAGUGCAGUGAAUUUGUUUGAUUUCGAGGUUUCGCCGCCGUGGGCGUAGCUGGACAUGCACAAAACUAUUUCCCCUUUAGCUGAUGUCAAGCAGCAGUGGUGUUUUUAAGAAGCGAUAGUCAUGAGGAAAGUCCGAGUCAAGUUAGUAAUGUUCUCUAGAAUUGGAAGUGAAUAUAUCCAGUUCAGCCUCUACAGAGCAUCUUUCCAGAGAAAGUGUUCGUUGGUAGUUUCAGCAAUGCUGCAAGUUUGCGGGCGUUGUUGUAUCAAACGUAAAUUCUGAUUAUAAAUGACUCCGCGCGGUUAUACCACUUUCUCCCAUUUCGUCCUCUUUCCCCUGAAAUUCUAUCAUGUCACCUAAUCCUUUACUUAUGUCUAUUCUAUGAGACCAUACUGCUUCUUUUCUCCUUUUCUACCUUGACCAAGUUCGCAUCAGGCUUGUAACAAUCCCUACCAAAAUUUAAUAUGUACAGCUAAGACACAAGGCAAUCCGUUAUCUUCAAUACAGUUGUCAGAGUUUUGUAGACAAAAUUUCAUUUGGCAUUGCCAAAUGUACAAGCUUAACUAGAAUGGAUAAAUUACUCGAUUCUGAAGGUCCUUGAGGACAUGCUGCAACCAAGAGCGAAGGAAUUGCUUUGACCGAAAAAAUUAUGACGGACCCUCAUUACCUUCUGCAGUAAAGAUGCACCAGUUACUAGCGUCUCAGUAUUCAUCAUGAUGUCAAAACAAACACUUUGCAAAGGGGUAUAUCAGCAUGUUGCUGCUCUUUUAAAGUUUCACUAGUCAAUCCGAGGUUGUCGGUUCGGCACUACACGGCGCGUUACACCCGGGCUGCAAACUGGCACAAAAACCUGCCCGCACUAGCGCCUACCGACGUAGGAAUUUAGUGCGAGGGCAAAAAGUCCUUAAAGGCAAACGAUAGUCUUACUUUACUUUGUGCCUUAAACAAAGUAGAAGAACAGGCUUGUGGCUCAGGACCACAACUUAAGACCAGACCCAUGUCAUAUGUUCUAUACUUAUGAUCAAAAUCGUCGUGUGAGUGGCGAAACAAAGAGGUCUUUGGAACGGAAAGAUAUUCAGCAAAGAAUAGAACGAACAAAAAAUCGACCAGAAACAUUAGACACUUUUAAUCUAGUAGAUGCUUCUUAAAUUGAUGACGGCCUCAGAGAUAAGAAAGAAAGUAUUUUGACAUUUAGCCCCUAAAAACUGAUUUUUUAACCAUUCAUGUAGACGUCAGUAGAGCUUCUCCCUCGCUAAUUUCAGGCAUGCAUCGGAAGUCGGAGCGAUGCAGGCUUCCAACUGAGCAGUCAAGAAAUGUAACACAUGUUCCCCUGGAAUAUGAACAUGAAAGACAAAUGGCGGUCCCUAAAUCUUCGUCAGCCAGCGUGGCAAAACCCCUAGACAGACAAAAUUUGGAGGAGGACUCGAAACCGAAUAACCGACUUGAGAGGAAAAAGGAAGACGCACCCUCGAAAUAGGACUGAAAAUCGCAUUUAAAAUUGACACCACCGGUAUUGUUUUUAUAUCAGAAAACGAGCCGCUAUUUUCGGCUCUAUAUUUUUCGUAUUGUUAUCAACCAUAAUGCAUGAGUUAGAACCGUGGUAUCUUUUUGUAAGUUUACCAAGUUUAUAUGAGGUCUGCCUACAAAUUCAGGCUUUCUCAUUCCGAACGUGAGGCCUGUUUCCAAAGAAUUAUGUUUUUUUGUAAUAAUCGGGCCCUUUGGGGAAAAAUUAACUGCUAAACACCGAGCUAAAAUAGAACUUUUUCUGCAAAUUUUGGGUUUUCUAAAACCCGAUAAAAGAAAAACGCAACUGGUGCAAAACAUAUCUCCGCCCUGACAAGGAAACAGUUUUUACCUCCUAUUGCCCAUUUCGCUAAAACGUGAGUUCUACCCCCAUUAACAGUAGGGGAAAGAAACAUGGAAUUUCGUUAGAACUAUUCUUUAAAAAAGCAGGGCUGUUCAGAAACAUAAAAAACGUACUAUCUACCCUGAUCGUAGGCUCCCCUAUAGACACCCCUGGUACCAGAAUUGGGAAGUGAGGCAGGGAAAAAUGUCAGCAUUAGUCAACAUGUGUCAAAAAUUUCUAGCUAACACGACAAAGAGUUAUAGGAUGGAUCAUGCCUCUAAAACGAGCUACGCGGUAGAUGCACUGGACCAACACGAGGGCUAGGUGUGAGUCCGGCAGGCGUUACCUGGAGUAUGCAGAAUGAUAUUACCUGGAGUGCAUACCCACAACAAAUGCCAACAUUCGGGGGGCGGUGGCAGGCCCAGUUGAAGGCUCAAGCCUCGACAGUUAAGAUCCAUGCCGUCCCCUACUUUUGUUGUUGUUGAAAAUCUUGGUUAAGUGUUUGUCGUGGACCAGAGGGUGUGGUAGUAAGCCCAGGUGCGAGUUUACGUCAUGCCAGCCACCUGCGGCAUCCCCUGCGUCUGUUCUUCUCGACUUGGUCAUGACACCGGGUCCAGGUGGGAGAUGAGGAGAGAAUGCGGUAGUUGCCGCGCAAGUCUGCUAUCACUAUAAACUAAUUCACGCCUAAGUCACCGUCCCUGCUCCCAUCCUGCUGUGGAGCAGACAGUAGACAGUCGAACCGUCUAUAGGAUGGAUCACCGGGACCAACUUUGCACGCUUGUCUGGAGGAAGCUCCAACCUAUUCAGGACUUAGAUUUAUCCGAGAAGAAUUGUCGACAAAAAUGAAAACGGGAAUAACCUGCCAUACUCCAGGUACUUCUAGACUAUUUUGUCUGUUUCGCUUACGCGGCUUGGCCAUUGCUUGUCGCUGUGCCACGACCAGAGAUUGCCCCAGAUACAAGUAAAGAAGACAAACGGAAAAUCAGUCUUAAAUCCAACACUGAGGCCGAACCAUUUAAUAUUGCCCUCACAAGGGUCGCGCUGUCUGCUGGUCUUGCAUUUCCGUGCACCCAUUCGAUCGAUAGUAAUCCCAUGAGAAAGUUAAGUACGUCACCAGUGCACGAACGAAUGGGCUAGACAGAAAAUGCGUGGGCGUUCACUGGCGUGACCCUAUCGUAGCUCCUUCUUUUCACCUCUCGGCGCCAUAUAUGUAUGCCGGAAGCAUAGGUUCUAAUGAGCCGUCUUCGGAAUUCACACGUCCCAUUGCCUGCAUGUAUGGGAGACAGGCGAAUCCCACUGCCAUCGACUUUGGGACCUCCAUAAGAACUUUCUGGCGUUCAGGAAACGACCUUCUGAUACAUAGACCGUAGCAACCAAACAAAGACCAACACCGGUGCAGACUGCGCCGGCGGCAAUCGCGGCUAAUCGCGACGAAUAAUAGCUUUCAUAGCAUUUACAAUGCGCAACUGUCGAGCUUGUGAUUCUGCUUUUAACAAACCGACAAACUUAAAGCAAGCUCUGCCGUGUGCGGAUUUUUGGGUUCGACAACGAAAUUGAUAUGACUAUUUGAGUAGCAUUCUGUCGACUUCUGCGAAAUAACCCCCUGUAUUAUAGGGGGCCUCGUACUAAAUUCCAAGGCGGGGGGAGGGGGGCGGAAUUGCUAUUCCUGUGUCCUAGCUGUAACCCAAACGACAGUUUGACUGUCGGUUUCGCUGAUGCCCACCGUGAGCACCACAGCAAGAUGAGAGCAUGAACGGUGACUUGCUCGUGAGUUCAUUUGAAAUGAUAGUAGGCUCUCGCCGCAUCUGCCUCUCUCUCUCCCUCUCUCUCUCUCUCUCCUGUCCCUAACUGGAUCCGGUAUAGAGCCAGAGUCCAGAAAAUCAGAGGCAGGAGAGGAUGGAGGUGGCUGGCACAGUGUAAACACGCACCGGCUUCUUGUGUCUACUCCUCACGCUGUUAUUCGAUCCACCAACAAGGGCACGUAACUUUCAAAACAACAUCCCAUCGCGUAAUUGUAAACCCUCGAAUCAACUCUUACGCCGAUCGUAACAAAUAAGUAUAACCGUAGCACUAACUCAUAGACUUCUAGACUGGAACAGUAAAUCCCAAAAAUAAGUCAAAUAAUGACAGCGAAAGGGGGAACGGCUCGGAUCCCACCGAGUGGAGGCCGCAUGAAGAAGGAGCCAUCGCAGCAUGACUCUCAGUCCACCAGUCCGCCAAACCGCCCAAACACACAACACUGGACUGACUGGGAGGUUCACGUUAUCUCGUCAGUUGGCAGUUUUCCAAUCCGCGGCUUUUAGCGCACUGUGAUGGCCUCAAGCGCGUCAGAUUGUUUAUAGUAAGAAAAAUGUUCUGAGUUGUCGACUUCACUCUCUAUUCCCAUUCCCAGGCCCCAGCCACUGUCCAUGCAGGUCAGUUGUCUGGUGCGGGGAAUAGACUGGUGACUGACAGAGCCAAAGAGCUCGUCUGCGCGCGCCGCCUACACGAACUGGCCCCCUAACGGAAGCACCGGAAUUUCACACAACAGGGGAUGGGCAGCGUGAAUCUCACAUGCGUGAGAGUGCCAGGAGUCACGUUAAGAAGGAGCCGUUGUAGCCUGACUCUCAGUCCACCAGCCCGCAACUUCACACAAACACAACGGAGCAGACUGCUUGGUCUGAGUUGGGACGUCAGUCAGCAACCUUCCGAGUCAGGGCUCUUGGCGUACUGUGAUAGUCACAGGCUGGGACCAUACAUGACGCAGAGGAGCCACAUGGAGAAGGAGCCGAGAAGUACACUUACGUAAGCGAUGCCAUUUGAGUGCUUCGCGUUGUGUGGUGAGGGGUGAUGUUGAUGUGUUUUGCAGGUACUGGUGGGGAAAGGCGUGAGGGUUAAGUAUAGCCGGCGUUUGUCUACCACAGGUUUUCAUGAAUGCCCGUAUGGCCUAAUAGGCCCGUGCGCUGACUGAAUGUGGGGGAGGGAGGAUGUGGGCAGCUGAGUUGAGUGCGUUUGGUGUGUAUGCGUGCUCCAGGCACUAGUUUGCCAGUCUCCGUGCGAUUGACUUGCAGGUGGCCGACCAGGCCGAUGUGUGAGCCGAAGGUGCGAUGGCAAUGAGGACAGUUAUAAACCGAGUCCACAUUGUUGGAGGUGGGGAUGUUAGUGAUGUUCGAAGUUGAUAAGACAUCGGACGUCGUCUCAUCCGUGGGGAAGUGCGAGAGGUCGUGGUGUUGGCGGAGCUGGUCGCUGUGAUCAGCGCAGGUGUUGGGGAAAGGCGGUUGGUGUCUGAUUGCGAGGUCCAAAUUGUCCCAUCACUUGACAACUUUUCAAGCCACGGCUCCUAGUGCACUGUGAUAACCUCAUGCGUGUCUAAAUUCUUUAUAAUGAGGGAGGUGCGCAGAAUUGUCGGCCUCACUCUCUAUUCCCUGUCCCCAGCUACCUCCCGAGCCGGUCAGUUGUCUGUUGCGGAAAUGGGCGCAGUGGCUGAUAUAACUACUGAUCAAGUAUGCACGUGCCACAUACACGUCCUGGCCUCUCAUACGCACACAACAGGAUUUCACACGCAAGGAGGUAGAACGCUUGGGUCUCACAUGCAACGGAAGAGCCCCAUGGAGAGAGGAGCCGAAAUUUAACCCCCAAACUUACACUAACGCUAACCCUAACUCCACCUGGAAGUUCGGGUAAUGCUACCUGAAGUAAGAGGGAUCCAUAUUCCCUUGCCCAGCAGGGCGCAAUUACACUAGAACUAUGGAGCUUUGCGACCCAGACAACGCCUCAUCUAUUUCAUUGGAUUAGGACUAGGCAAUCGCGAGGGGACAAGUUCAUAAGUAGAUGCUUCCUCCUGAAGGAGGAGGAGGAGGAGGAGGGGACAGUCUUCGGGAUUAAAUGGAAGGAAAUACAGAGUACCAUUUAUGCCACCAAUUCGGAAGUCCUUGGGUUCCCACGCAACAGAACCAAGACUGGUUUGGCAGCAAUGGGGAAAAAUGCGGCAUCACUUUGCAGGUAAAAGAGGCUUCAUUCGAAGUAUGCUGACAACGGGAACUGCAUCAGCCAAGACACUGAAAUAAGGACUCUCCCGUACUGCAGGUGGCCCUGCCCUAAAUUCCAGAGAGUAACCUAUUAUUGUGUCCUACCUUCAACCACCCUACUCCUGACUCUAACCCCAACCGUAACAUAACCCUAAACCUAACCUUUCUGGAUUUUAGCGCCAGACCACCUGUAAUAAGAGGGAUCCAUAUUCCUGCGCCCGGAAGCCUAGUUUGGCGGACGUUAAGAGAGGCGCAAAAUAAUCGGCCGACUUGCGAACGGAAGAAAUUCAGUAAUUAAUAGACCGUGUGGACACGAGGAACCUCUUCGCGAGUCGAAGGGACUACAUGGCUGAUUAACUUCGGCGAUACAAUUUUACUGUUGGCGAAAUUUCAGAUUAUGGGGCUCUGGGUCGAGCGAUUUGAGCGCAUCAUCAACCGUCCAUCGGGGGUCUGUGCGAACUUUUCAACAAACUUCUUCAAGUGAGGGCAAACGCGGACUUCGAAAGUCCACCCUCCCUUCACGACACAAUCAAAACGAUACGAUGAAUAUCCAGCGGAAACGUACCGCCUGCAGACUCAAAUCUAACCAAAAUGUACAAAAUCGAUGACUCUCAACUCAUGAACAACUUUAGUGCACUGUUACAAGAUAUAGGAGGAAAAGUACAAGUCCCGUGAAACUUCAAAAAAUAACCAUAUUUCACCAAAACAAACGCAUGGGAAACCAGCAAAUCUGCGGCAGCUAUAGCGAGGACCCCUUCACAUUAUUGCUGACAACAUAUUUCCUGUCCUAUUUAAAUUUCUAAAAGAACUUCUGCAACAACGACUUCCACUCGGAAACCUUUGCGGAAUUUUUGGGACGGGGGAUCUAUCGUCUUAAUUUUCAAGGCCAGCCAACUGCAAAAGAAAUUAAAUAAAAUAAGGACACGCCUCUACACUCCACCGUUUAUCUGGCGAAGGUCUUCAAUACCAUGAACCAAGAUGUGGUAUGGAAAAUCAUGCUGAAGUUCGGACUUCCGGAACGACUCAUGUAGACAGUCGGGCAAUGCACAACGGCGUGAUGGCACGCCCUACAAACGAUGAGUUAGCAUCUGAAGUGUUUCCGGUGACAAGUUUGGUAAGGCAGGGCUAUGUGCCUACCUCAACCGUCUUCAACUUCGUUUUUCCGUCUACCGUGACGUUUGCCUGGCAUCAGCAUUAACUACCAAAAUAAUGAACAGCUGCCUAGCAUCGGCGUAUUCGGACAAGAAACAAAUUGUUCAGGGUUAAUGUUUACGACCUACUGUUCGCGGAUGACUGCGUACUGAACACAAUAUUGUCACGGCUUUACUGUGUCGUUAUAAAUUCAAGCGCCUCCAACUCAUUAUUGUAGGAGGGAUGUUGAUUUGAUCUGAGAAAUAAUUCCCUAGGAUAGACCUAACUACCCCCUUCCUACAUACCAAUUUAUUGGCUGAGUUUGCUGGUCAACUGGCGAAAGUAGGCGUCGUGGCUGAUAUGGCAUACAGGCCAAUGUCUAACGCGUGUCACCGCCGUACUAUCAGACCUCAUCAAAAACACAGUUCACACACAAACAAUACAUGUCCAUUCUAAUAUACGGCAUCUUGCCCGUAAUAACGACGUUGACAAACUGUAUCGCAUAUCAGUUGAGUGAGCGGUCAAAAAGAUAGUGGUGUGUAAAAGCGUCCGGGGAGGAAAAACGCCGCUUAGGAGUGGCCGGUGGUUCCAUGAGCCCGUGAAUGUGGUGGUUGCCCCGUGCAGCAUUUAGAAUGCACCCAACUCUUACAUGUGGAUCCCCGGCUCCAGGCCAUGCCUAGCGACCGCAGACCUGUAACCAUCCCAAUCGGUGAGCUAGACCAUAUGACGGAAUCCGGUAUGUGUGUCCUGACACAGGACGGAAUUCGGCAGACGCUUAGGGUGUUUAAGAAGCUCUAUAUAGGGACGGCGCUGCUUACGCCCUUAGGGGAGGGCAUAGCAGAAGAUGCCCUAACUAAAUGCUGGGGAAUCACGCCAUUCAUCAACUAUCAGUGGCCUGUGGACGCAAAACCGGCUUUGCCCAUCCGGCAGCCUGGAAUAUUCGUCCUCUUGUAGAGAAUCCGCAGAACAACCGAUCGCAAAGGAGGACGGCGCAAGCCGCUCGAAAAUUGGCGUGCAACAAGGUGGACAUAGUCGCCCUCAGUAAGACCCGACUCUUCAAACAGUGUCAGCUGAAGGAGGCGAGUGCCAGCUACGAAUUCCUCUGGGACAGCCGUCCAAAGGCUGAGUGGCGUGACGCUGGCGUCGACUUCACCAUUCGGAACGACAUUGUGGGACGACUGUCCUGUCUACCACAGGACAUUAACGAACGUCUAAUGAUCCUAUGUUUGCCUCUUUGGGAAACAUAA
Spirometra erinaceieuropaei is the source of this 9892-nucleotide messenger RNA. Lineage: Eukaryota; Metazoa; Platyhelminthes; Cestoda; Diphyllobothriidea; Diphyllobothriidae. The record is from the annotation of a GenBank genome assembly.